Messenger RNA from Andrographis paniculata, 1371 nucleotides. RefSeq lists its product as uncharacterized. NCBI's taxonomy places the organism in Eukaryota, Viridiplantae, Streptophyta, Magnoliopsida, Lamiales, Acanthaceae. The coding region runs from base 1 to 1371 and encodes 456 amino acids. The record is from RefSeq and is a predicted model, not a curated record. The transcript is spliced from 2 exons.
AUGGCGAGCUCACAACCUCAAGCAUCUUCGGCACCGGUGGGGGAAACAGUUUCACCACCCGUCAUGCCAAAUACAGGAGAAAUGCCACAAACACCUGCCAACUGGGUUUCUUAUGUUCAGCAAUUGAACAACCAGUAUAAUUUAGCCAUUCAGAAUAUGUUGCGUGAGCAAAAAAUGUUGCGGGAGCAACAAAACCUUAUGCAAAAUACGUUAAAUCGGGCGUUAUCAAAGGUUACUUUGCAACCCAUCCAGACGCCACCAGAACUAUCACCAUCCAGGUUACAGGCAAAUUUUGUGGGGCCUUCAUAUGUGGACAACACUUUUACAAGUGUUAUUGCCCCGAGGGUUGACAGAGGGAAGACUCCUCUUACAUACCCGAAUAAUAUUCCGUUGGGUGUUAGGACCGAGCCUACCGACCUCAGGGGGGAAAGAUUGGGAGGCCAGGCUCACAAUCCCAUUCAAGUAUUGGACCCUGUCCCACCCAGAGUAGACCCAGAGGACAUUGCUCAGGUCUUGAGAGUACAUUUUGGAAUGAACCCCCAGAAGGUCAACAGACCUGCGUACCAGAGGCCGUUUCCAGAAAGAAUUAUCAACGAGCAUCCGCUUCCAAGGAAUUACAGACCACCCGAUUUUCAUUCAUUUUCCGGAGAAGAUGGGGCAUCAACCAUUGAGCAUGAUCGCUUUUCAUGGUUUACAAAUUUGCCACCCGGGCAGUUGCAAACUUGGGAAGGUCUGGAGGCCACAUUCCAUGCAAGAUUUUUUAAUCCCCUCCCAACGGUCUCACUCACAUAUCUUUUAGAGAUCCGACAGAUGCCAGAAGAGACUGCGUAUCAGUUUAUUGAACGGGUACGACUAAUGAAAGGCCGAUGCCCGACAAUCAUUGAAGAAAGUGAAAUGACCAAUUUGGUGGUUAGGAACAUGCAUUCCAGACUUCGGGAAGCAUUGACAGCCCAUGAAGUUCAGGACUUGGCUAGCCUGGCUUCCAAAGCAGGGAGAUUGGAGUCUUUAUUUAGAGAAAAAGAACACAAUUUCCGCCGGAACAGGGUACAACAAAUGGCUAGUGUCGAUACAGAAAUUUAUUCGCCAGAUGAAGAGCAAAGAAAUAUCAUUGAAGAGAUGACGGCUGAAAUUGUGAGUGGCAAACCGUACGUGUGUUCGAAACUAAAGCCUUUGCCAGGAACAGAGGAGAGGGAACAGCCGACCUUCGAUGUAUCCAAGGCCGACGAGAUUUUCGAUAUUCUGUUGGCAGAUAGGCAGAUCCGCAUUCCUAAAGGGCAGCGUUUGGCAACGAAGGAAGAAAUAAAGGGAAGGCCAUACUGCAAAUGGCAUAAUUCCUUUACUCAUUACACUAAUCAAUGCACACAUUUCUGA